Messenger RNA from Bicyclus anynana (squinting bush brown), 8094 nucleotides. It is a transcript of the gene Usp20-33, whose product is annotated as ubiquitin carboxyl-terminal hydrolase 20. The record is from RefSeq and is a predicted model, not a curated record. Gene Ontology annotation, molecular function: cysteine-type deubiquitinase activity; zinc ion binding. Bases 236 to 3283 code for a protein of 1015 amino acids. The transcript is spliced from 21 exons. Gene Ontology annotation, biological process: protein deubiquitination. Lineage: Eukaryota; Metazoa; Arthropoda; Insecta; Lepidoptera; Nymphalidae.
UUUCGCUUGUCACGGAACGUUUAGUGUUAGAGGAAAUUUCUGUAAUUUUAAUUAAAUUAUCACUCGUUAUUCAAAAUGUGUCCUUCUAAUUUUUGUUAUCUAUCUCAUUUUCCUACUUUCACAUUAUUUUCUAUCAAUAGAAUUUGAGAAAUGUUUGUUUGUGGCGUUUCUGUGAUCUUGUAAUUUCUUGUUGGUAUUUACGUAUUUCUUACGUUACAAAGGUGAAUUCUUCAUAAUGGACAAAGGUGUGACGUGUGAACAUCUAAACAAACUUGUUGAUCAUCUCGGAAAAGAGCUAUGGCAGUCGAGGGAGAAUCUACAAUGCUUCGACUGUGGAUGCCCAGGGCCAAACCUCUGGAUCUGUCUGCAACCUGACUGCCAUCAUGUUGGUUGCUGUGAAAUUAAAAAUGACCAUAGCACUAUACACCAAAGGAAUUUCAUAUCCCAUUGUGUUCAUAUGAAUGUGUCAAGUGAACGGAUAUGGUGUUACUUGUGCCAAAAGGAGGUCCACACCAGAGCUGCACUUGCACAUGCUAAUUUGGGUCCAGACUCGUCGGUAGUGGAAGAGAUGUCGGUGAGCACGCGACUGGGCUCGGUGGGGAUCAGCGUCAACUCGGACGAGGAUCUCGACCCGGAAGACAUGGACUACGAUGACGAGCAACGCCCUAGAGGGCUGGUGGGGCUACAGAACAUGGGCAACACGUGCUACAUGAACGCGGCGCUGCAAGCGCUGAGCAACACGCAGCCGCUGACGUCAUACUUCCUCGAGUGCGCCGCCGCCGUCGCUGUACUGGCGGGAGACAAGAAACCUGGCCUAAGUCGAGCAUACCAAAAACUAAUUAAAGAAAUGUGGAGUAGAAGGACGAGAGGCUACGUUGUACCUAAUGGUAUCCUUUAUGGGAUACGAAAUGUUCACCCGAUGUUCCGAGGCUACCAUCAGCAUGAUACACAGGAGUUCCUCAGGUGUUUCAUGGAUCAGCUUCACGAAGAGCUCAAAGAACCGGUGUGGGACAGCACAUCAGACGACAAGCUCACUUCGGAGGCUGGAGUAGAACAGAAUUCGCAAAAUAUACACAUACGACGGAGAGCUGCGUCUUCUGGAGCCAGUGACGCGCCAUAUUUCGCACGCAUGAGACGCAAAUCGCCCGCGACGUCGUCCUACAGCGAAGCGAGGACUGACGGAUAUUUGAGGGUGCAGUCGCCGUCGGAGGGAGUGUCGCGGCACCGGCGGUCGGCAAGCUUCGCCGGCACACAGUUCGCGUAUAACAUGGUCACGCAUCAGAUCAAUGGUAACACGGAAGCGACGCACCGCGACGUGGGCUCGGAGUCCGAAUUGUCUUGCUCCAGCGAGGCGGAGGAGCGCUACGAGACGUGCUCCAGCGGCGCCAGCGACGCGCCCGACCCGCGCCCGGAGCCCGCGCCCAGUAACACGUGGAUGGCGGGCGGCGGCGGCGACGGCAGCGGCGCGCGCUACCGCAGCAUCAUAUCCGACGUGUUCGACGGCAAGCUGCUCUCCUCCGUGCAGUGCCUCAUCUGUGAUAGGGUGUCAACGCGAGUGGAGACAUUCCAGGACCUGUCCCUCCCCAUCCCGUCGCGGGAGCACCUGGCGAUGCUGCGCUGCCAGCAGCCGCUGCUCAACCACCACGCGCCGCACGGAGCGCAGGAGUCCUGGAUCUGGUGGCUGCUGAGCUGGCUGCGGUCGUGGUUCUACGGGCCCAUCGUGUCUCUGCAGGACUGUCUCGCCGCUUUCUUCAGUGCUGAUGAACUCAAAGGAGAUAAUAUGUACAGUUGUUCCCGCUGCAACAAGCUAAGGAACGGCAUCAAGAUGUCAGGCGUGAUCCGGCUGCCCGAGGUGCUGUGCGUGCACCUCAAGCGCUUCCGGCACGAGCUCAUGUCCAGCGCCAAGGUCGCCGCGCGCGUCUCCUUCCCCAUCGUCGACCUCAACAUGGCGCCCUACACGCACAAAGAAUGCUCGUCGAAAGUGACUCGCUACUCGCUGUGCGCGGUGAUAUGCCACGCGGGCACGGCGGGCGGCGGGCACUACACGUGCAUGGCGAAGGCGCCCGACGGCCGCUGGUUCGCGUUCGACGACGCCGCCGUCACGCCGCUGCCGCCGCACCACCUGGCCACGUGCGAGGCCUACGUGCUGUUCUACAGAAAAGUAAAUCCCCAGAUGAGCGUACUGCGGCAGAAGGCGGCCGAGAUACUGGAGUCGGCCAGCUCGGAGCCCAACGAUAUCAAAUUUUACAUCUCCAAACUGUGGAUUAAUAAAUUCAACACAUGGGCGGAGCCGGGCCCCAUAGACAACAGCGACUUCGUGUGCGUGCACGGCGCCGUGCGGCCUGAGCGCGUGCCGUACCUGCCCGCGCUCGCCACGCGCCUGCCGCAACCGCUGUGGGACUUCCUGUACCACCAUUUCGGCGGCGGGCCGGCCGUGUCGCACGCGCACGAGUGCGAGGUGUGCUUGCGUGCGGCGCAGCGGCUGCGGGCGCGACGCGCGCGCGAGCUUGCUGCCUUCGCGGACCUGCACGCACAGUUUCAGGAGCAAGAGCGGCCGCAGGCCGUGUACGCGAUCAGCAUGGCGUGGUUCCGCCAGUGGCAGGCCUUCGUGCGCAACAAGGCGCGCCGCCCGCCGCCGCCCGUCGACAACCGCGCCAUCGUGCUCGAACAGGAAAUCGACGGCCAACGGAAUUACAUGUUGAAACCUGGCUCCGACCACGCGCAGCUCAGCGAGGAGCUGUGGAGGUUCUUCAUCGAUAUCUACGGUGGCGGGCCCGAGGUGCGGCUGAAAUCGCCCGCAGCCUCGCCCGUACCCACCCAGCCGGCCUUCACCAACACCAGACUGUCGGGGAAGUAUUCAGAGUCCGACAGAGAAGACUAUUGCAACAAAUCCACCUCGGAGAUGAACAUCAGAGACUCCAUACCGGGUUCCCUCCAGAAGAAUCAGUCUCUACAGAACAUUGACAGACGAUUCAAACCGACCAAAGCUGAUUCGGAUGAAGAAAUAACGUACAGACACUUCCAAUACAAAAGGCACGAGCCGAACGGCAAUUAUGACUCCGAUGAAGAAAUGGACAUCAGUCCAUCGCAGAGCUAUACGAACACAGUGAGAAUGGAGAACGGUAUAGACAGCUCGGACCACGAUGCCAACGACAACCAUCUGUACAUACGGGACAGGAGUCACACGGACACCGAAUUACCAAAUUUAGAUAGUAUAUCCCUCAAAAAUAAACCCUCAAAAGGGGGUAAAGUGAGAAAAAUUAAAAGACGGACAGUGAAAUGAUUCUUUCUGGCCUUCCAGUUUGUUCACAGGCUGAUGCAGCGGCCCGCUGGCCAGGCCGAACAUUCCUUAACCGGUGACUGGUGUUGAUAACAUUGCAUUUAUUGGGUUGUUGCUAACCUACGGACCUGUUCUUAUCGUGUAUGGAAAAUUUGAAUAUUUUUCUAUAGAUAUUAUAUCGUUGGGCCCCAUUCGCGUUUCGUGGUCACUUCAGAAAAACUGUAAGCUAACUGAAUAUGAAGGGUACCUAGACAAUUCACUGAUUGCAGUGCGCACGGGAUUUUUGACAAGACUUAACAGUAAAAUACUUCUAUGUAAAAUUUUAGAUAGGUAGUAAUUGUAUGUCUAUAUGAAGUGCACUGUCAGUUUGACAUCCGUAAAUGUCAGAUAACCAAACCAUAGAGUCAAGUAGCCUCAAUUUUAGUCCUAGUAUAUGUAAGGAUAAAAUCACAUGUAUGCUGAGAAUCCGUGACUUUAUAUUAAUAGAUUUGAUGAACGAAUGUUUUAAAAUGUUUCCUCACUCCCUAUCAACAUGUCUCGUGAAGAGAAAAAGACAUUGUCGACCAAUAGCGGGGCAGUUGCUUUCGUAUUAUGGCAACAAAAGAGAGAGCAAUAUUUUCUUGCUCCGCCAUUGGUCGAUAUUUGUCUUUUCUCUUCUCGACAUAUGUCUUAACGUCUUAGGCCUACAGGGAAUAUCUAAAUUAUUAAAUAUACAUACGGACUACUAAAUGUUGUUUAUCAUUUGAGGUACAAACUGAUAAGAUGUUAUCUCUUAAAUAAAGUCAAAACCUGCUUGAAAUAUUAUAAAAUUAAUUUCAACCCAGAACAGACAUUCUAGAAAUACCAAAAAAACUAUGAUAAUAGUAUUUAUUUAAUUUUCGCGCGUGUAAAUACUGCAACUGUAUUUUUUACAGUUUUCUUUUCUACUAUAAAAUAAUUCUAUCAAUAUUUAUUAUGAGACAUGUGCUAUAUUAUUUUAUAUAUUAUAUAUAUUUUUUUAUAUAAAAUUAGUAUGGAAUAUGCAUGUAAUUGGUAUUCACAACAAUAUUUUCUUAAUUUACUCAGUUUAAAUUUAAAUUAUUAAAUAAGUAAAAUCCUCUAGAAAAUCAAUAAUUAAUGAAGUAAUACUAUUGCUAUGGUUCCAUACGAUAUAUUACGUUAUUACCACAGAUUAAUCAAUAAUAUACAGAUGGAGCGUGUGGAACACGACGGUGUCGUAGCCGCUCCAAUUACGAAAUUCAAAAAGUAAUACAUUCUCAGUAUUUAAAUUAAUUAAUAUAAAUAAUAAGUCAUUUAAAUGUUUUAAAAACUUUUCACAAAAAUUUAAGAAAUGAGAUGGAGUAUUUUUAUUGGUUGAUUAUAAUAUUAAUUGACGCAGUUGUUGUGUAUUAAAUUUAAAGACUUAAUGCUUAAAGACUCACUUUUGUUAUUCUGUGGUUAUUAUAUCCACAUAAAUAAGUUCAAGACUAUACAGCAAGCUAAAAUAAAAUGAUGGUGUUUAAAAGAGGGUUUAUUUUGCAGAAAAUAAUAAUGUAUCUCAGAAUUUUACUUUCAUACUUGUGAAUUAAAAAUUAAAAUUGAAUAAAAAAAAUACAUGCAUAUUUCUUAUUAAUUAAUUAUACUAUUUAAAAUAUGUAGUAUAAAAAGUUCGAGCUACAUUCCGUAAAGGCUUGACAUAAAUGUUGUUUGAAUUCUCAUUUAAUUGUUGUUAUAAAAUAAUCUAAAACGAAAAAAUUAGAAGGUCAAAAAAAAGCUACAUGUUAGAAAUAUUUUGAUGGAAUAAAAUGUAGAUAAAUAAUGUAAAACUUAAAGUUGAUCGCACACUUGAUGGCUCCGCAUUUUUUAAUUAAUUUGAUACUGAUUUCUACUUUAAGUGUUUAUUUAAUUAUAUUUAUACAAUACAAAUAAAUAAAUAUUUAUAGUACAAAAAGUAGUAAAAAGUGUAUAAAAGAGUAUUAAAAAAAAUAUGGAAAUAAUAAAAUUACAUAUGUGAUGAUGUACGUUGAUAUAUUGUUACAAAUAGAUAUUUAUCUAUACUAAUAUUAUAAAGCUGAAGAGUUUGUUUGAUUGAACGCGCUAAUCUCAGGAAGUACUGGUACGAUUUGAAAAAUUCUUUCAGUGCUAGAUAGCCCAUUUAUCGAUUUAUCGAAGGCUGUAGGCUAUAUUAUCCCCGUAUUCCUACGGGAACGGGAACCACGCGGGUGAAACCGCGCACCAUCUACUAGUUUAUUAUAAAUGCAGAAGCAUGGCAAAUACAUAAACUUCAAGUAAUUUUAGAUUGAUUCUAACUCAUUUAUAUCUUUUAAAUUAGAUAACGUAAAUAGUUAUGACAUAACUACCUUUUGGAGACUUAUGGCUGGUUUCUCCAUCUGAUAAGUGAAAGGUAUUCUAACCAUAAGUUUUGUCACUUUCUUUAUGUCUAAUAACAAUGACAAAUUUAUCGAAAGAUGGAUUAAAAAUACUAAAAAGUGCGAUACAAACGAUAGUGUGCGAUCAGCUUACGGCACUAAUCGCCGUGUCAAUGUGAAUGGGGCCUUAACCUGCGGCCUGCUACCGCCCGGUGAGGUGUUAGUGAUUUAGUACAAUUUUAGUUCAAAUUCAGGUAUAUUAUGGUCUAAGAUCCGGCAUUAGAAAUAUAUACUCUCAUCUGUUAUUUGUUAGUUAUAAGAAAUAUAUGAUAGAUAAUGUUCACCAUGAGUCGUUGCAAAUAAAUUAAAUUACGGCCAAAUACAUUUUUCGUACAAAAUCUAAACCAUGAACUAGAUCAAAGGCAACUUAUUACGGUUAAAUUAAACAUAAAAUCUUAAUAGCCCAGUGGAUAUGACCUCUGGGUGUAGGUUCGACUCCAGUCUGGGGCAUGCACCUUCAACUUUUCAGUUGUGUGCAUUUUAAGAAAUUAAAUAUCACGUGUCUCAAACGGUGAAGGAAUAACAUCGUGAGGAAACCUGCAUACUAGAGAAUUUUCUUAAUUUUCUGCGUGUGUGAAGUCUGCCAUUCCGCUUUGGGCCAGCGUGGUGGACCUAACCCCUCUCAUUCUGAGAGGAGGCUCGAACUCAGCAGUGAGCCGAAUAUGGGUUGAUAAUGAUGAUGAUGAAGCAUAAAAUAAGCUUAAAUUUGACAUAUUAGACAACUAAUUAAGUGAUGAGGGUAUGUAAAUAACAUUAUUUAACUGUUUAUAUCUGGCAACCCCACAGUUGCAAUGUGAAAGCAGGCAACAUUUGCGUGUUCAAUUUAAUUAGUGUAAGAUUUUUAUUAAUUAUGCAAAGAGAGAAGCAGAUUAAAUAAAUUUAAUUUAAAAAAAAACAAUUAUUUUAAUAUUCAUCGGACGCAAUUAGGCAACAUAUUUGCAAUGUGACUAUUUUCUAUGUUUUAUUUUUAAUCCCAAUUAAAUAACAGAUGAGGGUAUAUAUUCCUAAUGCCGGAUCUCGUACCAAUAGUGAUAGGUACCUACUGACUAUUGCGUUGUUGGGAGGAACUGGGCUGCUUCAAAUCAAAACCUGCUCUGGACCCGAUAGAACCUUUUCUCAUUUUCACAUAAAUAGCGUCAUUGUUAUAAAAAAAAAAAUAAACCCCUUCAGAUAAUCUAACAGUUAAAGUAAUCCGCAUAGCUCCGCGGUUAAGCGGCUAGACACAAAUGCGAGAGGUUUAGGCUUUGUAGAACUACCCUCACUAUAAUGUUACUUUCUUAAAAAUAAAAUAAUGUUAAAGUUAACUUUUUGAGACCGAAAUAUGAAUACUGUGUGCUUAGUGGCAGUUUUCAAUGUAUUCAUACUGUGACUGUCGUAACCGUUAACGCGAAUUUCUAAGGAAUUGAAACAGCGCCAUCUAGUGACGCUACUGCACACUAGAUGGCGCUGUUUCAAUUCCUUAGUUGGUUACGCGAUCGUCACAGUAUCAAGCUCAUAGGCGUAUUUAAGGAAGGGGGCCGGAUAGGCCGUGCCCACCCUAGGAUUCUGGGCUACUGAUAUGGAUUUCUCUUAUGAUACUAAUAAUAGACUUGAUAUAGAUACGCCAAUGUUCAAGCUGCUACAAGGUUCACAGGUCUUCUUAUCGACCGAAAGUAAAACUUAUUUAGACAUGUUAAUAAUCUUACAUGUUAUGUAAUAUGUAGGUAAAUCAUGUUAAAUAAAAUAAAAAACUGCAAAUAAAGUAUGUAAGAAAAAUAGUUAUUGUAAAAUGUUUGUAUUUUUAUGUAAAAUAUUCACCAUAAAUAAGUCGUGUAACUCUGGCUACCAUGAGGCAUCUGUCUAUUUGGGCUGAAAAAGAUUUUAUAUUUUUGUUGGCCAAUAAGUUAUAGUCUGGCAAGUUCGUUAAUGACACUUAGAUGAUAUGCGGGCGACGGGGGGAAAGACUACGCGGGUGUGAAAUCGUGCGUGCGGGGAAGUGAGAGUCGUCGUGUUUUCAUUCAUCGCUACACGCCCCCCGGCCCGCGCGGAUCAUCGGGACUUACAAAAGUAGUUGUCAAUAGAGAAUUAUUUAUUAUAAUGGAAUAAGCCUAAUUAUUGUGUCUGUUUUAUCUUGGGGACUUCGACAAAUAUUUAAUAGAUAAAUAGAAAACGGUUUUGAAUUGGUGCAGCCGAUCUGUAUAUUUACAUAUAAAUGUAUAUCUGUCUAAAGCUUUAUGAUAUUGUGAAUUUGUGACCUAUUGUAAAGUUGUAUAAAAAAUGUAAUGUUUACAGUCUUGUAUUUCCACCUGCAUUUGUUCGUUUCACAUUUGUACCAUGGGUUAGGUAUUUAUUUUGUUAUUCCUGGUUCUAAGUCUAUGUGUUAUUUGUUAAUAAAUUGAUCAGCAAUUAAAAAUAUAUUUCAACAAA